CCCGCCAAUUUGGGAGAGAGAGAGAGAGAGGGAGAGAGGAUAUGGCGGCAUCAAGCAGUUGCUUCCUCAAUCUCCCGGCUGCCGCUCCAUCGCCGCCUUCUGCCACGUCUUCCCACCCACCAAAGGCUUUCGUCGUUGCACGGCCGGAGAAGGGGAGAUCAUGGCGGAGCCACUGCGUGGUGGCGGCGGCGUGCAUCGUGAUGGGGCUUGAAACGAACGGCCUAAUGGGCGGCGAAGGCGUAGCCGCCGCAGGGGAGAGCAUCCAGGCGGCUGUGGUGGAGUCCAAGAAGACGGGCACCAGAUGGAGCGAGAAGAGAGCAUGCCCGCCUUGGCGAGUGAACUCGCUGGAAACCAUCGUGCCGGAGAACCUACCGCGGCCGUCGGCGCGGCGGAGGUGGGAGGCGGUCGGCCAUACGACGACUGCUCCGCCGGUGAAAACGGGGGCCGGAAGUGGCGGCGGUGCUAUAAUUAAUUGUUUCGCCUUGUAGAAGUACUUAAUUGUGACGAAAUUAAGGAUGGCGUGAGAUCGUCGUAUAUCAUAAUAAUGUAUAGACAAAACCAUAAAAGUUAAAAAGAGGUUUACAAGUGAGUAGUGAUUACAAACAAUGCAAUUGUGGAAUUGUUUGUUUGGUUUGGUGUGUGUGAGUGUGAAUUAGUGAAUGAAAAAUGUUACUUUGUUCGAA
Molecule: messenger RNA, 683 nt
Organism: Diospyros lotus (date-plum)
Lineage: Eukaryota; Viridiplantae; Streptophyta; Magnoliopsida; Ericales; Ebenaceae
Product: protein CHLOROPLAST VESICULATION
Exons: 2
Coding region: 42-488 (148 amino acids)
Source: RefSeq, a predicted model, not a curated record